This is a messenger RNA of Prorocentrum cordatum, 3232 nucleotides long. NCBI's taxonomy places the organism in Eukaryota, Dinophyceae, Prorocentrales, Prorocentraceae. The record is from the annotation of a GenBank genome assembly.
GGAGCCCUGGGAGCGCGCCCCGGAUUCGGGCCGCAAGCGAGACGCACGGGCCACAGGUGACGUGACGGACACGGUCAGCGGCCAGCAAGUCUCCACUUUGGUCGGGUCGCAGGGCUUACAGCACGCCGCCCCCGAGCAGCUCUUCUUCGUGGCAGGCCAGAGGGUCUCUCACGAGUACGUGUACUGGCUGCGGGCUACUGGCAUGGAGUGGGUCACUCACCACCUGGGCUUCGCCCGCAAGUCGGGCGCCUCGCCGAGCCGCAACAUCACGCGCUGCCACCAGCGCCUCACCGACGCCCUGCACGCCUCCCUGCUGCAGGACAUGCUCAGCUCUCCCGGCCCCGCGGGGGUCGAGGUCCUGGUGCGCUACCUCGUCCAGGUCAAGUUGGCGGUCGUCCGCCACCCUCGAAGCCCAGACUUCCAGGACCUCAACGCGGUGGUCGCCCCGACGGCCGACGAGUUUGGCGGCUUCGUCCUUCCCGUGUGCUCGAUGUACAUCGCGGUCAUCCAGAAGGAUGAGGCAUUUCCGCUGAGGGCCGAGGUUCUGGCAGGUGGGAGGACGGCGGUGCAGGCGGACACCGUGGAGGCGGCGGAGGCGGUGGCCGCGGCCACGGCUGCGGGCGUGGAUGGGACGGCGGACGCGGGCGCGGCGGUCGAGCACACGGCUCGGCCGCCGCGGAGGCAUGACUCCUGUCGCGCGGGCUGCGGAGAGGCGGCGCUCACCCCGGCGUCGCUCGGCCUACGUCGCGCUCACGGCGACCCUUUCCCUCUGCCGCUCCUGGGCAGAUCGACGCCAGCGGGGGUGCUGCCACCCGGGCUCUCGCGUGGCGUGCGGCGGCGGUGCAGCCAGGCGGUCAUGGCUUUGAACGACCUGGACGCGCCGCUGGCGGCGGCGCGGCGUCUCGCUUCGGUCUUGCCUGCGAACGCCGCCCAAGCAUCGAUUCUCCAGCGCAUUCAUCAGCGAGUGGAAGCCUUCGGCGACCCGCUCGGCGUGGACGGUGAUGAGGCGCUUCUCUCCAUUUUGAAGUCCAAGGACGUCUACAGCGGCAGGCCAACGCCAGUUCGGCCGUGCGAGCCGCACCUUUUGAAGAUUCUCGACAGCGGCAUUCGCCCGUUGCCCAUCCGCUCGCUGGUGCCCGCCUCCAUGCUCCCGCUCAUCAACGAGCCCGAGAAGUUCAUCUUCCGUUCCCAGUCGGUGCUGGAUGGCAUGGUCGACCCUGCCCUGCGGCUCGACCUCUUUAAGAAGCUCAUGCGCGUCGGCCUCGUCGGAGUACGUGCGCGGUGCCGCGCCCGUGCCGGCAUCUUUUUCGUCUGCAAAAAGGACGGUUCGCUGCGCAUGGUCAUCGACGGCCGCGAGCCCUCCGGCUUGCACCGUCGCCCUCCGCGGACCGAGCUGGGCUCCGCCGGGGCCCUCAGCGGCCUCUGCCUCGACUCGGACCGGCUGUGCGCCAGCGACGAUGGCUACCACGGGGCUAGCGCGGACCUGCGCCAGGGCUUCUACCAGAUGCAGUGGCUCGAGAUCGGCAGCUGGCUCUGCUUUGACUUCCCGAUGGCCAUUCGAAAUUUCGACACCGACUGCGUCUACGACGAGGUGAGCCAGACCUACCUUCAGGUGGAGCCUGACACCAUCGUGUACCCGUGCUUGCAGGGGCUCGCCAUGGGCUGGAGCUGGUCGCUCCACAUCUGCAACGGCAUCACCCAGGACGUCACUCGCAUCGGCAUCAGUCGGGCUCUAGGCGUCUCGCCCGACAGCGUCAGGAUGGUCUCGGAGCGCGCCCCCAGCGCGCGGCUCGCCCCAGGCCAGCUGGCGGGCUCCUCGUAUGUCGACAACGCCAACGUCGUGGGCUCGCCUCGCAGCCUGGUCAACGCGGCGCUCGAGGGCAUCCUGUGCGAGUUUGAGCGGCGGGGGCUCUCCUAUCACGAGGUUCUGAUGGGCCACAUCGUGCACCAUUUCAUGCUCCUGAGGCCCGCUCUCUCCGUACUGAGCUCGCUGUAUCGCAUCGUGUGCUCUUCCCACGACUACUGCAAAUUCGACGUCGAGCAACUGCGCGAGCUCAACCUCGUGAAGGCCCUGAUCCCGCUAGCCGGCGUUGAUCUCGGGGGCUACGCCGUGGCCACGUCCCGUUUCGACCCAGACGAGCUGAUGGACAUCGGCGCCUACCGCGAGCGCUGGCGCUCCCUGGCCGUUGAUCGCUACGUUGAUGACCCUGGGGGCCCUCCUGGCUUUGAAGUCGCCGUGCAGGCCGGCUUCGUCGCGGGCGCCGCUGACGACAGCCUCUUCGCCGGCAUCGGGCAGCCGCCGCCGGGGCGAGGGGCCCCGCGGCGACGCCGCCCGGCCAGGAUCGAGGUUGAGGCAGCGGCCGCCGCUGCCGGCGGCAGCGGCAUCCCGGCGCUGCCGGACGCGGCGCUCGCGGCCCACCGCUGGCAGCUCGUCGUGCGUGGCGCCUUCCUCUUCCCAGCGCCGAUCCACGUGCUGGAGGGCCGGGCGACCCUCCUGGGGCUCAGGCGCGCCACUCGGUCGGUGGCCGCUCAUGGGUGCCGCGUCCUCUCCAUAGGGGACAAUCUCUCAUCCAUGAUGGCGUUCGAGAAGGGCAGGUGUGCCAACCCAGUCUUGCGCCAGCUGGCCUGCCAGUCCGCAGCCAGACAGCUCGCCACGGGGAUCCAGCACUACCACCGCUACUCCGAGAGCAAGCGGAACCCCACCGACUACGACUCCAGGGCGGCGGAUCGGUUCGAGUUGGCGCCAGGCCAGACGCAGCGUGGAGCAGCCCGCGACCUGCGCGGGGGUCCCGUCGGCCCGCUCGGUCGCCUCGCGUCGCCCGCGGUCGCGCAGGGCGAGCCGCUGGCAACGCCGCCAGUGCCGGCGCCGCCGCCCGCCCCGGGCCUGGCGCGCUCGCCCGCGCCGGCUGGGGCCGGGCCUCACCGCCUGCGGGCUCCGCCACGCAGCCGGCGCCGCGCCCGGCACGUCCUCGAGCUCUACGCUGGUUGCGCCCGCCUCGCGGCCGCCUCGCUGGAUGAGGGCCUUCGGUGCUGGGUCCCCGUCGACAUCUCCAGAGGCGCGUGGCGCGACCUGACCAACAGGAACGUGAUCCGUGUCAUCCGUUCUCUUCUAGUGCGGCGGGAGGUGUGGUACGUCCACCUCGGCACCCCGUGCGCGCCCUUCAGCCAGGCCACGCCCGCGCAGGCCCAGGCCAAGCAUGCGGCCUCCGGCGCUGGCGCUGUCUCGUUCACC